CCGAACGGGGUGACCUUCACCUGUAACACGGGUUACGUACUGAACGGCGCUGCUGCUGCGACGUGCCAAGCUGACGGAACGUGGAGUAAUCCCGUUCCAACAUGCAUACCGGUUCAAUGUCCGACUCUGAUAGCCCCAACAAACGGACAGCUGAGACCUACCGGAGCGGUCUCCUACCCAAACGGGAUCAUCUUCACCUGUAACCCGGGAUACGUACUGAACGGUGCUGCUGCUGCGUCGUGCCAAGCUGACGGAACAUGGAGUAACCCUGUUCCAACAUGCACACGCAUUCAAUGUCCUGCUCUAAUAGCCCCGAGUAACGGAGCGAUAAGUCCUACCGGAGUCAUCUCCUACCCAAACGGGGUCACCUUCACCUGUAACACGGGUUACGUACUGAACGGCGCUGCUGCUGCGACGUGCCAAGCUGACGGAACAUGGAGUAACCCUGUCCCAACGUGCACACCUAGACAAUGUCCAACGUUGACGGCCCCAAAUAACGGGAACUUAAGUCCCCUCGGACCACACGUCUACCCAAACGGGGUCACCUUUACCUGUAACCCGGGAUACGUACGGAACGGUGCUGCUGCUGCAACGUGCCAAGCUGACGGGACUUGGAGCAAUUCUGCUCCAACAUGCACACCGAUUCAAUGUCCGGGUCGGACGGCCCCAACUAACGGAGCGGUGAGCCCUACCGGAGCGGUCUCCUAUCCAAACGGGGUCAUCUUCAACUGUAACACGGGAUACGUACUGAACGGCGCCGCUGCUGCGACGUGCCAAGCUGACGGAACAUGGAGUAAUCCUGUCCCAACAUGCACACCAAACGUUCAAUGUCCGACUCGGUCGGCCCCAAUUAACGGAGCCGUGAGUCCGACCGGAGUGAUAUCAUUUCCAAACGGGGUCACCUUCACCUGUAACCCGGGUUACGUACUGAACGGCGCUGCUGCUGCGACGUGCCAAGCUGACGGAACAUGGAGUAAUCCUGUACCAACAUGCACACCUGUUCAAUGUUCGUCUCGAACGGCACCAACUAACGGAGUCGUGAGUCCUGCCGGAGCGGUCUCCUACCCAAACGGGGUCACCUUCACCUGUAACCCGGGAUACGUACUGAACGGCGCUGCUGAUGCGACGUGCCAAGCUGACGGAACAUGGAGCAACCCUGUUCCAACAUGCACACCCAGACCAUGCCCAACAUUGACGGCCCCAACUAACGGUGCUCUAAGUCCUCUCGGACCACACGUCUACCCAAACGGUGUUAUCUUCACCUGUAACACGGGAUACGUACGGAACGGCGCUGCUGCUGCGACGUGCCAAGCUGACGGAACUUGGAGUAAUCCUGUUCCAAUAUGCACACCGGUUCAAUGUCUGACUCUAUCAGCACCAACUAACGGAGCGGUAACUCCUACCGGAGCGGUCUCCUACCCGAACAGUGUCACCUUCACCUGUAACACGGGAUACCAACUAAACGGUUUUUCUGCAGCGACGUGCCAAGCUGACGGAACGUGGAGUAACCCGGUUCCAACGUGCACACCGGUCCAAUGUCCAGCUCGGACGGCCCCGAUUAACGGAGCGGUGAGUCCUACCGGAGCGGUCUCCUACCCAAACGGGGUCACCUUCACCUGUAACACGGGAUACGUACGGAACGGUGCUGCUGCUGCGACGUGCCAAGCUGACGGAACAUGGAGUAAUCCUGUUCCAACGUGCACACAAAGACAAUGUCCAACGUUAACGGCCCCGCCUAACGGUGCGCUCAGUACCACAGCGACAUCCUACCAGACUGUGGUCACCUUCACCUGUAACACGGGAUACAUGCUGAACGGUGCUGCUGAUGCAACGUGCCAAGUUGACGGAACAUGGAGUAAUCCUUUUCCAACAUGCACACCCAGACCAUGCCCGACAUUGACGGCCCCAACUAACGGUGCCUUAAGUCCUCUCGGACCACACGUCUAUCCGAACGGUGUUACCUUCACCUGUAACACGGGAUACGUACGGAACGGCGCUGCUGCUGCGACGUGCCAAGCUGACGGAACAUGGAGCAAUCCUGUUCCAACAUGCACACCGGUUCAAUGUCUGACUCUAACAGCACCAACUAACGGAGCGUUGAGUCCUACCGGUUUGGUCUCCUACCCGAACAGUGUCACCUUCACCUGUAACACGGGAUACCAACUAAACGGUUUUUCUGCAGCGACGUGCCAAGCUGACGGAACAUGGAGUAACCCGGUUCCAACGUGCACACAGAAUCAAUGUCCGACGUUGACGGUCCCAACCAACGGUGCGCUCAGUACCACAUCAACUUCCUACCAGACCGUGGUUACGUUCAUCUGUCACACGGGUUACGUACUGAACGGUGAUUCCAAUACGACGUGCCAAGCCGACGGAACAUGGACUAACCCUGUUCCAACAUGCACACGUAUUUUUUUUUUCAUUGCAGCUGUCCAAUGUCCGACUCUGACAGAUCCUACUAACGGAAUGCUGAGACCUACAGGAGUGAUCUCCUACCCGAACAGUGUCAGUUUCACCUGUAACACGGGAUAUCAACUAAUCGGCUUUGGUGCUGCAACGUGCCAAGCUGACGGAACAUGGAGCAAUUCUGUUCCAACAUGCACACCGAUUCAAUGUCCGACGUUGACAACACCAACUAACGGAGCUGUGAGUCCUACCGAAGUGAUCGCAUACCCGAACAGUGUCACCUUCACCUGUAACACGGGAUAUCAACUGAACGGCUUUGCUGCUGCAACGUGCCAAGCUGACGGAACAUGGAGCAAUUCUGUUCCAACAUGUACAGUCCAAUGUCCAACUCUGAUAGCCCCGAGUAACGGAGCAGUGAGUCCUACCGGAGCGGUCUCCUACCCAAACGGGGUCACUUUCACCUGUAACCCGGGAUACGUACUGAACGGCGCUGCUGCUGCGACGUGCCAAGCUGACGGGACAUGGAGUAAUCCAGUUCCAACAUGCACACCCAUAAGAUGUCCAACGUUGACGGCCCCAGCUAAUGGAGCGCUCAGCACCACAGUAGCAUCUUAUCAGACAGUGGUCAGCUUUAUCUGCAACACGGGAUACGUACGGAACGGCUUUCUUAAUACGACGUGCCAAGCUGACGGAACGUGGACUAACCCUGCUCCAACAUGCACACCGGUCCAAUGUCCGGCUCUGACGGCCCCGAAUAACGGAACCGUGAGUCCUACCGGAGCGGUCCCCUACCCAAACGGGGUCACCUUCACCUGUAACACGGGAUACGUACUGAACGGCGCUGCUGCUGCGACGUGCCAAGCUGACGGAACUUGGAGUAACCCUGUUCCAACAUGCACACCGGUCCAAUGUCCGAAUCUGCUAGCCCCAACUAACGGAGCGGUGAGUCCUACUGGGACGAUAUACUACCCAAGCAGUGUCACCUUCACCUGUAACACGGGAUACGUACUGAACGGUGCUGAUACUGCGACCUGCCAAGCUGACGGAACAUGGAGUGAUCCUGUUCCAAUAUGCCCACUGGUCCAAUGUCGGGCUCGGACGGCCCCAACUAACGGAGCGGUGAGUCCUACCGGAGCGGUCUCAUACCCUAACGAGGUCACCUUCACCUGUCACCCGGGAUACGUACUGAACGGCGCUGCUGCUGCGACGUGCCAAGCUGACGGAACAUGGAGUAACCCUGUUCCAACAUGCACACCGGUACAAUGUCCGGCUCGGACGGCCCCAAAUAACGGAGCGGUGAGUCCUACCGGAGCUGUCUCAUACCCAGACGUGGUCACCUUUACCUGUAACACGGGAUACGUACUGAACGGCGCCACUGCUGCGAGGUGCCAAGCUGACAGAACAUGGAGCAAUCCUGUUCCAACAUGCACACCGAUCCAGUGCCCAACUCUGAUAGCCCCAACUUACGGGGCGGUGAGUCCUACCGGAGCGGUCUCCUACCCAAACGGGGUCACCUUCACCUGUAACUCGGGAUUCGAACUUAACGGCACUACUGCUGCAACGUGCCAAGCUGACGGAACCUGGGAUAAUCCUGUUCCAACAUGCACACGCAUUCAGUGUCUGACAUUGACGUCCCCGACUAACGGAGCGGUAACUCCUACCGGUGCGGUCUACUACUCAAACGGGGUCACCUUCACCUGUAACCCGGGAUACGUACUGAACGGCGCUGCUGCUGCGACGUGCCAAGCUGACGGAACAUGGAGUAACCAAGUUCCAACAUGUACACCGGUCCAAUGUCCGGCUCGGACGGCCCCAAAUAACGGAGCGGUGAGUCCUACCGGAGCGGUCUCAUACCCAGACGGGGUCACCUUCACCUGUAACCCGGGAUACGUACUGAACGGCGCCGCUGCUGCGACCUGCCAAGCUGACGAAACAUGGAGUAACCCUGUUCCAACAUGCACACCGAUCCAGUGCCCAACUCUGAUAGCCCCAACUUACGGGGCGGUGAGUCCUACCGGAGCGGUCUCCUACCCGAACGGGGUCACCUUCACCUGUAACUCGGGAUUCGAACUUAACGGCACUACUGCUGCAACGUGCCAAGCUGACGGAACCUGGGAUAAUCCUGUUCCAACAUGCACACUCUGUCAGGUUGCACUUGGGAUGGAAUCCGGCGCCAUACCUGAUGGCAGCAUCACAGCAUCAUCGGACUCUGGGCACAGACGACACUCUUAA
This is a messenger RNA of Branchiostoma belcheri (Belcher's lancelet), 4638 nucleotides long. Its product is annotated as sushi, von Willebrand factor type A, EGF and pentraxin domain-containing protein 1-like. Gene Ontology annotation, cellular component: external side of plasma membrane. The transcript has 28 exons. Gene Ontology annotation, biological process: response to cytokine; heterophilic cell-cell adhesion; leukocyte tethering or rolling. The record is from RefSeq and is a predicted model, not a curated record. Gene Ontology annotation, molecular function: sialic acid binding; oligosaccharide binding. The annotation marks the transcript as partial. NCBI's taxonomy places the organism in Eukaryota, Metazoa, Chordata, Leptocardii, Amphioxiformes, Branchiostomatidae.